Molecule: messenger RNA, 1632 nt
Organism: Homo sapiens (human)
Lineage: Eukaryota; Metazoa; Chordata; Mammalia; Primates; Hominidae
Gene: UTP4
Product: UTP4 small subunit processome component
Biological process (GO): maturation of SSU-rRNA from tricistronic rRNA transcript (SSU-rRNA, 5.8S rRNA, LSU-rRNA)
Cellular component (GO): nucleolus; chromosome; 90S preribosome
Source: RefSeq, marked reviewed
UCUGAUUUUUCAGGCAGCGCUGUUCAUAAGAUGAUUGUGGACAGGCAGUAUAUGGGCGUGUCUAAGCGGAAGUGCAUCGUGUGGGGUGUCGCCUUCUUGUCCGAUGGCACUAUCAUAAGUGUGGACUCUGCUGGGAAGGUGCAGUUCUGGGACUCAGCCACUGGGACGCUUGUGAAGAGCCAUCUCAUCGCUAAUGCUGACGUGCAGUCCAUUGCUGUAGCUGACCAAGAAGACAGUUUCGUGGUGGGCACAGCCGAGGGAACAGUCUUCCAUUUUCAGCUGGUCCCUGUGACAUCUAACAGCAGUGAGAAGCAGUGGGUGCGGACAAAACCGUUCCAGCAUCACACUCAUGACGUGCGCACUGUGGCCCACAGCCCAACAGCGCUGAUAUCUGGAGGCACUGACACCCACUUAGUCUUUCGUCCUCUCAUGGAGAAGGUGGAAGUAAAGAAUUACGAUGCCGCUCUCCGAAAAAUCACCUUUCCCCACCGAUGUCUCAUCUCCUGUUCUAAAAAGAGGCAGCUUCUCCUCUUCCAGUUUGCUCAUCACUUAGAACUUUGGCGACUGGGAUCCACAGUUGCAACAGGCAAGAAUGGGGAUACUCUUCCACUCUCUAAAAAUGCAGAUCAUUUACUGCACCUAAAGACAAAGGGUCCUGAGAACAUUAUCUGUAGCUGUAUCUCCCCAUGUGGAAGUUGGAUAGCCUAUUCUACAGUUUCUCGGUUUUUUCUCUAUCGGCUGAAUUAUGAACAUGACAACAUAAGCCUCAAAAGGGUUUCCAAAAUGCCAGCAUUCCUUCGCUCUGCCCUUCAGAUUUUGUUUUCUGAAGAUUCAACAAAGCUCUUUGUAGCAUCAAAUCAAGGAGCUCUGCAUAUUGUUCAGCUGUCAGGAGGAAGCUUCAAGCACCUGCAUGCUUUCCAGCCUCAGUCAGGAACAGUGGAGGCCAUGUGUCUUUUGGCAGUCAGUCCAGAUGGGAAUUGGCUAGCUGCAUCAGGUACCAGUGCUGGAGUCCAUGUCUACAACGUAAAACAGCUAAAGCUUCACUGCACGGUGCCUGCUUACAAUUUCCCAGUGACUGCUAUGGCUAUUGCCCCCAAUACCAACAACCUUGUCAUCGCUCAUUCGGACCAGCAGGUAUUUGAGUACAGCAUCCCAGACAAACAGUAUACAGAUUGGAGCCGGACUGUCCAGAAGCAGGGCUUUCACCACCUUUGGCUCCAAAGGGAUACUCCUAUCACACACAUCAGUUUUCAUCCCAAGAGACCGAUGCACAUCCUUCUCCAUGAUGCCUACAUGUUCUGCAUCAUUGACAAGUCAUUGCCCCUUCCAAAUGACAAAACCUUACUCUACAAUCCAUUUCCUCCCACGAAUGAAUCAGAUGUCAUCCGGAGGCGCACAGCUCAUGCUUUUAAAAUUUCUAAGAUAUAUAAGCCUCUACUCUUCAUGGAUCUUUUGGAUGAAAGAACACUCGUGGCAGUAGAACGGCCUCUGGAUGACAUCAUUGCUCAGCUCCCACCACCCAUUAAAAAGAAGAAAUUUGGAACCUAAAACAGGGCACUGUCUGUGUCCUUCCUUGAACUGUCUACCCUGUUGCUUUUCACAAAUCAUGGUAAUAAAACAAGUUAUUCUUGA